Molecule: messenger RNA, 2173 nt
Organism: Anopheles moucheti
Lineage: Eukaryota; Metazoa; Arthropoda; Insecta; Diptera; Culicidae
Gene: PIG-L
Product: N-acetylglucosaminyl-phosphatidylinositol de-N-acetylase
Exons: 4
Coding region: 400-1407 (335 amino acids)
Biological process (GO): GPI anchor biosynthetic process
Cellular component (GO): endoplasmic reticulum
Molecular function (GO): N-acetylglucosaminylphosphatidylinositol deacetylase activity
Source: RefSeq, a predicted model, not a curated record
GUUAAUGCAUUUACGAAAAUGAUGCAGCAUAAAAUGAGACAAUACUGUACAUUGUGUCAACGAGACUGCAGAUACAUAUGUGUGUGAGAGCGUGCAGAUGAGUGUGGUUGGGAAGAAAAACAAAAGAACACUGUGAAAUCAGACGUACAGAUUGGAGUUUGCAGUUUGAGAAAGUGCGGUGGAAAUACUCAUCGUUACUCGCAUGAUUUUCCCACAGAAGCCGAAGGGUAACAAUACGCACUGACAAUUUGUCUCGUAGAUUGCAAAAGGCAGUGUUUUCGUUUGACGGUCGUACAAUAUUAAGGUAAAAGAAGCUUUUCGGCAAAUUGCGAGCGAAUAGAGUGAAUUUGUACCAGCUAGAGUACUGGAACGCAUUUGUCCAGGUGACGCGAUGAGGAAAUGAUUCAUGCUUCUCCGAACGUCGAUCUGCACGGAAGUGAAACUAGCAUCCGAUCGGUUCCUUCACUAGUUCCACCAUCACCGGUGACGUGGUGGUUUCAACGCGAAAACACGGACCAACCUCGGGAGCGGCAAGAACAGCUCGGAUAUACCGGCUGUCUGGAAGCUAUUUACAGUACCGCACUGCUUUACCUACACGAAACGCUGGAUCACCUCGCUCUAGUGCUACUAGCCUACAGCAUACUAUGUGUCGUACUGUACCGGGUGCUGUUUCACCGUGCGACCGGUUCAGCAUACGGCCGAUGGUUGGUGCGGCGAAGCCAUUUACCGCCUUGCAGUCGUGCCCUGCUAGUGACCGCACAUCCCGAUGACGAAGUCAUGUUCUUCGGUCCGACCAUACUGGAGUUGCGGCGCCGGCAGUGUCGUGUAUUUAUUCUCUGCCUUUCCGAAGGUAACCACGACAGGAAAGGAGCUGUUCGGCGUCAAGAACUAUGGGACGCAUGUGAAAGUUUGGGCGUACGGCCCGAAGACAUUACAUUGGUGAACGCAACACACCUUCAGGAUGAUCCGACAGCCGAAUGGAAGACCGUUACGAUCGCCGACCAGCUGCUACGCCAGCUUGAAUCGCUCGAUGCGGAACUGUUGAUCACGUUCGACAAAGACGGCAUCAGCGGGCAUCCGAAUCAUUGUGCAAUUUAUUAUGCGACGGCGUCGCUCUGUCUUUCCGGAAUGAUACCGAGCAAUUGUAAAGUAUUAACAUUAGAAACAGUGAACCUGUGCCGAAAGUAUUUGUCAAUAUUUGAUCUUCCGGUAACAUUGCUCCUGUCUACCAAUUGGGUCAUUCUUAGCUGGAGGGCUCGCCGUGCUAUUCAAAAUGCGAUGCGUUUACACAGCUCCCAGAUGGUGUGGUUUCGCAAGCUGUACAUAGUUUUCUCCCGCUACGUAUUGAUCAAUUCAUUGCGCGAAAUCAACAAAUCCGACGUAGAGUUUGAAAUCUUGGACACCUGAACAACUACCACCGGACAACAAAACACUCGUUGGAGGUCGGAUAUGAUUAGUAUAGUGUGUGCACCCCAAAGCUUCCACGCUUCUUCCACCAGCGGGACCACCGUCUUUAUAGAAAAACGAACACACUAGCUGCAUAGGGAAGGAAGAGAGGAAAAAAACAAAGGAUAAGGAACGUUCCUAGUUGCAAAUGAUGAUAAAUGAUAAGUAAGAUGCGCUUUCGCUAGUCUUCGUUUUUAUGUACUUUACCCCAUAAGUAGUUGAAUGCGAGCAGUGUCCGUUAGGCUGAUGCGGAUAAGCAAACGUUUGGGCCAAUCGCGAUGGUAGCAAUUGUCCAUAUAGACAUUUUAAUCGAAUUAUUUGUUGAGCUCGGUUGCAUUGAAUUCAAAUUUCUUGAACAUUACUUGAUAUGCAAACGAAAAGUAUCAGUAGAACUUAUGCUGUUUUAGCAAGCUGUAUAGAAAGAAUCUGCUACCCGACCUACUUCCGUUAAGCGUUAGUUUUCUGUAAAAAGAAUUCGUUAUUGAAAAGCAAACACUUUUCGUUAUAGUUUUUGGAACAUUUCUUGGAAAUUAUGAACUUUUAGAUAAUAAAGCUAACUGGAAAUUUAAUGAAUAAAUCUUUAAUUCGAUACAGGUAGCAGGUAAGGACGCAAUUCAUUAGUUAGCUGCUAGAAAUUAAACUUCCUAUUGAUUCUUUCGCAACAAAUUCCCCUUUUGUGUACGUUGUCUAUCUAUGAUAGAUGAAAGGAAACCCUUUACAAACGAAA